AUGGUGACACAAAGAGACUCAAACUCACUGAUGGUGAACGGAGUUCUGGGAGAGUCAGUAACUCUUCCCCUGAAGUUUCCUGAAGGAGAAAAGAUUAACUUCAUCUUCUGGCUUCACAAUGCAACAGUUAUUGCCACCAUAUAUCAGACUGAAGCAGAAAGCCUACAAAACAAUCUGUUUGACCUAAAACGGAAAGACCAACUAACUUUUAACCAAUACUUCUUGCGAAUCAGCAACCUAACAAUGGAAGACAUGGGAACUUAUAAGGCCCAGAUAAACUCAAAUACUUCUAACAAAUUUUUUCAUUAUAGUCUGAGGAUUUUCAGACGACUGAGAAACUUAAAAAUUACCAGUAUCUCUGUAUCACCUGGUAAUAAAACCUGUGAGAUCCAUCUGAACUGCUCUGUGGAGUGUCCAAAUGACGACGUCUCGUUCACAUGGCAGCCCUUAGGAAAGACUGGUCCAAACCUCAUCAUCUCCUGGGACCCUGGGAAUUCCAGUGAACAUAAUUCUUACACCUGCAUAGCUAAGAAUCCUGUCAGCAAUGUAUCCUCCUCUGUCUCUACCAAUGGUCUCUGUAAAGAUGAUACCAAGAACAAGUCAUUGAAUGCCUACUUGGUUUGGAUUGUGAUUUCUGUGAUAAGUAUGGUCACCGUCACCGUUGCUUGCACGUUUGGAGGCUGGCUUAUUUGGAGGAAAAACACAGAGAUUGCUGGGAACAUAGAGUAUACGCCAGUGGCUCCAGAAAAGUCUGUGUAUGCUCAGGUCAAUCUUCCACAUACGCGCAAUGCUCAGUAA
Molecule: messenger RNA, 798 nt
Organism: Chrysochloris asiatica (Cape golden mole)
Lineage: Eukaryota; Metazoa; Chordata; Mammalia; Afrosoricida; Chrysochloridae
Gene: SLAMF6
Product: SLAM family member 6
Exons: 5
Coding region: 1-798 (265 amino acids)
Biological process (GO): positive regulation of type II interferon production; T cell activation; T-helper 17 cell lineage commitment
Cellular component (GO): external side of plasma membrane
Source: RefSeq, a predicted model, not a curated record